GACUUUAUCGAAAUAAUAUAUUUAGGAUCAUUGGACGGUAGUUUGGAGAAACUAAACUUGAUGGGGAGAUCGUUUCAAAAACCGCGUGACUGUUGUGGUCACGUGUUUGUAGUGAAGUUGUCAAAAUAGUGUAUACAGUGUGUAUCAUGAAAAUAAGUUUUUACAUAGGGAGUGGCUUUUUUCUACCUUAUUCAAACAAAAACUGGGCACAAUAUUGAGUCGAUAAGUCUUAAAAAGUCCCACCGAUACUUUCCUAAUGAAAAUUUUGGUAAUUUGUUGAGAUGAAUUUUGUAAACAGUUCGAGCUAUUUUUAUUGCUUACUUUAAUAGACUUGCGGUUUAUAUUUAUUGUGUUUACCGUACUAAGUCGGUCGUUUUGCACGAAGCUUAGGAACAGUUGUCGAAAAACAACCUGGUGAGUGCGUGAGUCUUUUCGGUAAAAAAAUCGAAAAGGGAGUUCAACUGUACAGAGUCUGGAUCGAUCAUUCAGGCUUAAAAAAUAUUCAAUGUUUCUGAGGAAAGUGCAUCUUUCAAGUUACCACUAUUAGGACACUGAUUUUCAGUAUAAAAAAAAUGCUGCAGGAUUUGACAUAGAGGGUCCCUCUCCAGGCGGGAGGGCCUUGGGAAUGCUGAUAAUGCCUUCAGUGCUGGAAGAAGUGGAGGAUAACUCCGUUUAUACCCCCUUAGUAGACUCCAGUGGAAUAACAGUGAUUCCACCAAGUCCUUCUUCCAAACCCCUUAAGAAUAUUGGUGAUAUCAGAUUACUUUUACAACAAGGUCGAAAACAAGAUGUUAAACAAAUUCUUAGGAAUAAUGCUUGGCCUGUCAACAGUCCCAUUCGUAAAGAGUUAUGGCCACUUUUAUGCACACAACAUCAAAAUGGUAAAUCAAAUUUUAUGGAUGGUUUUUAUUGGGAUAUGGUAAAUCAAGUUUUUGGGACCACAGAGCUACCAGAUAAGUCUAUAAGUUUACCACCAUUCGUAGAGCCAUCACAUUGCCUUUCAUACUACAUGACGCAUAAAGGUAGAAGUAUAACAGAUCGUGUUGUGUCAGUGUUAGGAUAUGCUUGCCCUGAUAUAGUUUACAGCCCUACCAUUUAUCCAAUAUGUGCACUUCUUCUUCAUUUUAUGACUGAAGAAGAAGCGUAUCAUUGUAUGGCAAGUUUAGUGGCGUCAAAAGAAAAAACCUUCAUCACCCAAACCAAACUUUUAUAUGAAGUUACUUGGAAGACUGUCAUGCAAAUUUGCAAAAAACACGUUAAGUCAGCGGCGGUUCAUAUUCAACGGCAUUGCGCUGCAAAUAGAUCGGAAAAAAUCUACAUGGAUUGGAUCUGGUGGAUUUUCCAAGGGCUACCUUUCCAACAUCUAGUGAGGGUAAUGGAUUGCUUUUUUCACGAAGGCAUUAAGGUGCUCUAUCGAACGGCGAUGGCUAUACUCAUCUUAUUCCAAAAAUCUUCAACUCCGUCAUCUUCCGAAUGGCUAGCGGAGAUUCAGAAAAACGGAAUCGAUAGCGCGUUAUCCAAAUUUUGUAAAGAAUGCCCAGUAUCGCCGCAAAAGGUAUUAAAAGUAGCGUUCGGCAUCAGAGGGUUGAGUUCCUCAUAUAUAUCGAGGGUAUUUUUGAAGACUGAAAUGAUCUUAAGGAGUAAGAACGUCGUUAACGGUUCCAGACAGUUAUUUAAGUCGAGGUCGAGUGAGAACUUACCAAACAGUCAAAGUCAAAAUAAUAUUCAGAUGGUAUCACACACACUCACUAUUAGGGAGGGAGCUCAUUCACCAGGUCCUCGUACCCUAUCAAUGGGCAUCUAUCCCAUACAGAACAUUAAUUCGUGUAUACUCGGCCAACAGGACUUGCUUACACUUUGGUCCUGGUUGCCUGUAAGAAUUACAAUGUAUCAACCCAUUUUGCUCUACACCACCGAAGAACACGGAUGCUCAUUGACGACGUUCUACGUCAGGGUGGAACAACACGAGCCCACGUUAUUGAUGAUUAAAACGUGCAAUAAUGAGGUAUUCGGAGCUUAUUGCUCUUCUCGUUGGGUUGAAAGAAAUAUAAAAGAUGACAGAGGUAAUAGACAAGCAUAUUUCGGUACUGGCGAAACUUUCCUGUUUUCUCUCUAUCCAGAAAGAGCUAAGUAUCCUUGGGUGGGUAUGGAAGUGGAUAAAGUCCAACAUGGCGCAGAACUCUUCAUGGCUGCUGAUUCCAAGAUGAUAACCAUAGGAGGCGGUGAAGGCCAAGCAAUUUGGAUGGACGAAAACAUAAGAUACGGAAAAACCGACACAUGUGCCACCUUUAAUAAUCCACCUCUAGUUCCAGGAGGUGACUUUGAAAUCAGAGUUCUGGAAGUUUACGGUUUUGCCACUGAUCAACUCAGUUAAACAACGAAAUUCAUCGAAACUGAAAAAACAUAUAAAAAAUAGAUUUUUAUAUUAUUGAUGUGUACGGUUUGACCAAACAUUUCAUUUAUCCAAAUAUUUUGGAUAUAGUUUCAUGUAUUACUUUUCGGACAAGCUGUACAAAUACGUUUAUUUGUACAGUUAUUUUCGCGAUAUGUAUUCUCAUGUACAGAGUUAUUUUUCAUCAACAAAAAAAUUAUCUUUCUCAUUUUUUUUAAACGGUUUCUGAAAAAAAAAACUUAUUUAUUAAAAUGAAUAUGUGUCCAUCCUUCCAUCAGAAAUUUCUUGAGAUGUCGAUCAAGAAUUGGGACCUUCAUACAUUAUUAUAAAUAUCAUUAAAAACGAUUCAAUUUUAUAUAAGAAAUUGUAGUUUUGGUGUCUUGAAGCUUAAUGUUUAUAUUAAAUAACUCUGUUUAUGUUGCUUACGUUUUUUCUUUUUGCGAAAAAAGUAAGAAGUAAAAGUGAAAAAAUUCAUCGUCUGCAUUCCACCAAUGCUUGAAGUUAUAUGCUUUUUCACGUGUUUAAGUCAAGAGAUGCAAAAGUGAUGAAAAAACUGCAAGUGUUGAUUGUGUAAAUUGAAAAAUUACACAGGUGGAUAUGACCUGUAGCGUUGUCACUUUUGGAUGGCUUGGAAUUCUUCAAAUACUAAUUAUUGAACAAAAAAGUCUUCUGAAGCAGAUUGGUAGGUUUGUUAAUAUACCAUUUUUUAGGUAUUUAGAUGACAUCUAGUCGUUGUAAUAGAAAGAAAGCAAACUCGUUUUUCCCUUGUAUAUUUUUUAACUUAUAAGUUUCUUUUUUUAUGUAUAUAUUUAAAUAGUGUAUUUUGUUGAAGCGUCUCUAAAAAGUGUUGAAUCUAUUUUUUCAGAAAUUCUGAAAAAUUUAAUAUUUUUUAUGCAAUUGUAGUGUGUACAUUAAUCAAAAGCUUUAAAAUUUUGUUCUGAUCAAAAAUUAAAGUAUCAUUGAAAUUUUUCAAAAUUUCCGAAUAUUACUUUCUUGUAGAUGAUUUUACGUUGGACUAUUAAAAAUUUUAUGUAUAAAAAUUUUAAAAACUGUCAUAAUACUAGCAAAAGUAAAGAAAGAAAGGAAACAAAUUUUACAUGUAGGCUUCAGUAAAAGAAAUAUGUUAGUAUAUGGCUCAAAGAAUUUGCCAAAAAAAUAUUUUUAUAUUUUUUUUACGCUUAUCUGAUAUAGUAUUAGUACAGUUUUUAUUGACCUUUGUUUUAGUGCCAAAAAUGUCAUUAACUCAUUUGUGGCAUAUUAUAUUUCAAGAAUCAACCAUUUCGCAGUAUCUAAUAUAAUUUGAUUUCAUUCUGCAAUUCUUUUUUAUUUUAAAUCGUCAUUUAUCAACUGAAAUUUUUAUUAAACUGAAAUGAAAUGCGAAAAUUAAUCUUAUGGUGAAAAUGUGUUCCACGUUUUAGAUUUUUCUAAAUUAGUUCUAGCUGCGCAGUCCUUAAGAGUUGUAGAACUUUACAAAA
Diorhabda sublineata is the source of this 3867-nucleotide messenger RNA. RefSeq names its product GTPase-activating protein skywalker (gene sky). The record is from RefSeq and is a predicted model, not a curated record. Bases 626 to 2374 code for a protein of 582 amino acids. The transcript is spliced from 9 exons. NCBI's taxonomy places the organism in Eukaryota, Metazoa, Arthropoda, Insecta, Coleoptera, Chrysomelidae.